AAUAGAAAAACUCAUUUUUGUAAAACUUGAAAGCAAUCACCUAGCAUAUUUAUUUCCAAAAUCAUAUUAUUAAAAAGCCGAAUAUCCAACGUGGCGGCACGGGACAUUUUCGAACAAUCACAACGACUAAAUCUCCGACAUUCCCGCCUUCGAAAAAGCAUUAAAUCACCAAUACACUACACCCCAUCAUCUAACCGUCCACAAACACCUUAAUCUACGGCCACAGAUCAAGAUCCGCGUGACAACCCCUCAUUGUUUCUUAUCCAGCUCUCCCCCAUAUAAAACUGCUUCAAAUUAGAAAUCUCCGACGAUCUCACAUCUUCACUUCCGAAAUCGUUGAAAGUUUCCUCCGAUUUGUGAUAUCUAAGCCUGAGAUUCUGAUUCGAAGCAAAUAUGGCCGGAAGGGGAAAAGCAAUAGGCGCCGGAGCAAAGAAGAUGGGGCAAUCGCGGAGCCACAAGGCCGGCCUCCAGUUCCCCGUCGGUCGUAUCGCUCGCUUCUUGAAGGCCGGAAAGUACGCCGAUCGUGUCGGUGCUGGAGCUCCCGUUUAUCUUGCCGCCGUUCUCGAGUACCUCGCCGCCGAGGUUUUGGAAUUGGCUGGGAAUGCAGCUAGGGAUAACAAGAAAUCGAGGAUCGUUCCAAGACACAUUCAGUUGGCCGUGAGGAACGAGAGGAGUUGAGCAGAUUGCUCGGGACGGUGACCAUUGCGAACGGUGGUGUUUUGCCAAACAUUCACAAUAUGUUGUUGCCUAAGAAGACUGCAACCAAAGGCCCUGCUGAUGAUGAUUAAUUAGGUACCCUUGAAUCCAAUGCAAGAAAAAAAGAUAGCCAAACAGGAAACAGAUGUGGUUAUUUUUUCUUUCCAUUUUGACUGAUUUAUUUGUUUAUUUUUUGUGUUUACGUUUAUAUAUUAGAUUCGCUCAUACUUUUUCAUGAAUUUGAGGCGUGACAGGGUUAGUUUUAGGAAAUGUGAAAAACUGAAGAUUGGUAAUUGCUUCAAUUGAUGUAAUAAUCAAUUUCAGUGAUC
Messenger RNA from Rubroshorea leprosula, 1025 nucleotides. Lineage: Eukaryota; Viridiplantae; Streptophyta; Magnoliopsida; Malvales; Dipterocarpaceae. The record is from the annotation of a GenBank genome assembly.